This is a messenger RNA of Centruroides sculpturatus (bark scorpion), 2234 nucleotides long. Its product is annotated as glycoprotein 3-alpha-L-fucosyltransferase A-like. The transcript is spliced from 2 exons. Gene Ontology annotation, molecular function: alpha-(1->3)-fucosyltransferase activity. NCBI's taxonomy places the organism in Eukaryota, Metazoa, Arthropoda, Arachnida, Scorpiones, Buthidae. The record is from RefSeq and is a predicted model, not a curated record. The coding region runs from base 511 to 1425 and encodes 304 amino acids. Gene Ontology annotation, cellular component: membrane.
AAUAAAUAUUUUAUAUGACUGGGUAUAAUUAAAAAUGGUCUACGCUAGAAAAAUCAAAGAAAACAAAUUAUCGGCACGAAUGUUACAUAGCUUAAUAGGAAAUGACAUCACAGGUAACCGGUUUGAAAUAAUAAGCGGAAUUGGCCUCCAUUUUUUACUUAGCAAGUCAUAACGAAGCGAAAGCGGGUUAGGGCUUAAAGACGGGUUGUUUUGCUAGCGGCUGUCGAGCCCAUCUACCUGCAGAAUUCUCCCCGUCGGUGAACGGAAUGGAUCGUUCCAAGGUGGCAGACGAGUGAGAAAGACGAGUCUAAACAAUGAUCAUGGACGAAGACGACGACGACCAAUGAUUAUUUCAUAAACACUAUUCGAUUCAGGAGGGACGCUUCCAUUAGUCUGUGACGUUUUGAGGAAUUCCGAUAAGCGCUGCGCUUGCAAACAGUCGAUUCACUCUGCAUUGCGUCACCAGGUGAAAACGAAAGAUUCAACAAAUGAAGUCGCCUUAAUCUAAACAUGCUUAGAUUUCGGAAGAGGAGGGUAGUAGCCACCGUACUCUUAAUCAUGGUGUGCACCUUUAUAGCAUUCGUCAAUUACGCUAACGAAAACUUCGAAGAGUAUAACGAGAUCACGGACGUGUAUCGAUCCUCUCUAAUAGAUGGAAAGCUCCGUCCUUGGUUUUUAUCCUCGGAUAAGGGGGUAGAUAUUAAUUGCGACCCCUCCAAACUGUGGCCGGACGAAGAUUCCGGAGAUAGAAUUGUCAAUCAGUUAAUGUAUGUUCCCAAAGAGAAUAUUACCGAAAAAGUAAAGACUAUCUUACUGUAUUUUGGACGUGGAGGCUGGAGCGAUUUGCCAUUAGGUAGAAAAGUAUUUUUGAGAGAUAAAUGCCCCGUUAACGCCUGUUCACUAACGACCCAUGUCAGUUCUGCAGAAAAGGCGGAUGCCGUCUUUUUCAAGGACAGCUUCACUUGGCCCUUUCACAAAAGAUCUUCCGAGCAAGUGUGGAUAUUAUUCCUUUUGGAAUGCCCGCUGCAUACGCAAGACUUUAAAAAUCUCAGGAACGUUUUCAACUGGACGGCAACAUACAGGCACGAUUCCGAUAUCGUAGCACCUUACGAGAAGUACGUCUCUUACUCCGUAGCGCCAUCUGUUGUUAAGCCGAUCAACUAUGCCGCAAAUAAAACUAAAAAAGUAGCCUGGUUUGUUUCGAAUUGUGCUACAAAAAAUCAUAGGAAAGAAUAUGCCAUGGAACUGGCAAAACAUAUAAAAUUGGAUAUUUACGGUUCUUGCGGGCCUUACAAUUGUCCGCGACUCGACGCUAAAAAGUGUUUUGAUAUGCUCGAAAGAGAUUACAAAUUCUACUUAGCAUUCGAGAAUUCAAAUUGUAAGGAUUAUAUCACCGAGAAGUUCUUCGUCAAUAGUCUAGGGUAAGUAAAACAUAAAUUAUUUAUAUCAUAGUUUAGGGUUAAUAAAGAAACUGCAGAAUCGCAAUCCUACAUUUCAAAAUAAUAUACAGGUCUGGAUUUAGACUUGUUAUGGCCCUAAGCUAUAACAUAAUAAUAGGCCUUUUUCCUCCACCAAUAUAAUGAUAAAUGUAAAACUGUGAGGUUCUAAGCCUAUAGACUAGUAACGCGAGGUCCUAAGCUUCUAAGCUUCAGCUCACUUACCUAAUGCACAAAUCUUAGACUACACACACACAUAUAUACAUAUAUUUAAAAUUUUCUAUUAGAUUUAUACAAUGCUGAUUCUAGGAAUUGUCACCGAAAUCUAAAUGAAUCGUUGUACUCCUUGUACUAUCGAUAUAUAAAAAUUAAAUUUUAAUUUAUGAAUAGGGUAAUUUAUUAAUUUUACACGAUAAAGUUUUAAUUUUUUAAUAAUUACUCCGUACAGUCAUUAUUUACGUCACUAUUUUUCAAAUUUUGGCAUUUUAUUCACGCUUAGAACAACUGCCAGAUUUAUAACAAAUAUAAAGAUAUAUUCGGGUGUUAAAGUAUUCACCAAUUUAUUAUUUAAAUACAUAACAAGUUUAAAAACCAGCAAAAUAUGCUUUCAAAUUAAUUUAAUAUAUCCGUUAAAGGAAAAAAUGUCAAAUCCGCAGUUUUAUCGCCGAUGAAAUCGCAUUUUUAUUAAUAAAGUAAUGAUAAGAUUUCAAAAGAAAUUUCUAAAUUAGUGCGACAUUAUCUCAUUAAUAUUUUACAAAAUUUUCCUGGAAAUAAGAUAAAACAACGUCCUGUUUAUAA